Opisthorchis viverrini is the source of this 2369-nucleotide messenger RNA. RefSeq lists its product as hypothetical. Lineage: Eukaryota; Metazoa; Platyhelminthes; Trematoda; Opisthorchiida; Opisthorchiidae. The record is from RefSeq and is a predicted model, not a curated record. Gene Ontology annotation, molecular function: calcium ion binding. The transcript is spliced from 15 exons. The coding region runs from base 138 to 2369 and encodes 743 amino acids.
ACCAUGCCUGACCAUGCAAUACAGUGACUCGGUCAGCGAGGUAUUUACCGAGGCAGGAAAUUGACUGUUGGGAUUAUAUUUUGGAGUGAUUACGUCAAGUUAAUGUAUUAACAUCAGAUACUUACAGUUAGGCUUCGAUGCCAACUGUUCCGGUUCUUGUGGCAGUCAUUCAUGCUUGGCUCCAUUUACCACUGGUCCUUGGUGUGAUGGGUAGUCCUCCGAAAAAUUUACCAUCCUGCUUGAAUGGUGGCGCACAGAACAUUUCCGAGGAACGCUAUGGUUGCACCUGCGUUCUUCCUGAAAUGGAUCGCCAAUGUAAGUUGACACGCGUGACUGUUGGAGGCGCUCCGACAGAACUGUUGUACGGUCCGCUUUCGGUUACUCUGAACAGAACUCACUCGUUUCGAAUUGGCUUGCAGUAUAUCACAAACGAUCCUACUGGAAAUGGGACUUUACUGAGUGUCCGAAAUGCGAGUAAACAAGCCCAGAUAAGCUUCUUUCUUAUCGCUGGCCGCCCGGGCUUCUUAAUCAACCUUAAUCGAUACGCGCUGAUAAUGCAGUUCAACGGGACGGUGGCCGUUACAAAUGACAACGCAUGGCAUCAUCUUGACCUUUUUCUUGAGGCAGAUGCACAGGGCAAACUUGCAGUAUAUUUUCUCCUAGAUCGGUGCCGGAAUAGCGCCGCUGCCUUAUGCCAACUCCAUAAAACGGUUGAUACAAGCCCACUCUCCUUCGAAUUUGGACCAACAGUUCAAUUGGGAGCAGAACCCGGUGCCACGCUGAAAAGUUUUGAUGGCUGUUUGGAUAAAAUAAUGAUCAAUGAAGAAGUUCUGGAUUUCUACGGUGUUCUUUGGCAACAGCCUUCAAAGCGAGGGUGUCAAAAAGCCGAACAGGGAUGUAAACAAGGUGACAAAAAGGUCUGCGGUCCGUAUGGAAUGUGUCACAAUGCUCUGAGCGCCACAGACAUGCUAACAUGUCUUUGCUAUCCGGGAUACAAACCAAAUGCCUCACCUCCUCUCAAUCCGGACCGAUGGCCGUGUGAAAGAGCUUCUGUACCCUGGUCAACCACCGCGGCUGAAUACAAUGCCAGAUUCGUUGACAUCGUCCCGGCUCGCGUACGAGUAAGUAUUCGAACACGAAAAAUGACGUUCACAGCACUUGUCGUUGCCUCAUGGAAUUUACAUCUAACGGUUAACUACGGCAUUCCAAAGUUGCGACUUGGUGCGGUGACAAUUGAACUAAAGAAAGUGAACGUCUCUGAUGGCAACUGGCACUUGUAUGAGAUCGGAUUUUUCCCAAGUUUUAUUGAAAUACAGAUCGAUGGCUUGGACAAAGACUUCUAUCGGGCAUCCCGAGUAUCCCACUCGCCGGUCAAAUCAGGUCCUGCAGACUUGGUUAUCGCCAGGGACGCCGAUGGAGCCUGUCUUGAUGAUGCAUGGGUGGAUUUUGAUAGCAACUGGAGGAACAUUCAGCACGAUUACCCACUAGAAGUUAUCGCAAAUCCGUGGUACGCGCGACACACUGACUGGCCUGUACAGGGCCGCCAGCAAUCAUGUUCUGCUGGGAUUAGUUUGUGCAACUCUGACCCCAAACCUCCAUGUGACCCAAGUGCUGUGUGCGUAGAUGAAUGGAGAGGAUAUCGGUGCGAUUGUAUUGCUGGAAUGAAGAUGAAUCCCAAAGGUAUUUGCUUACCAGAACAAUGCGUUCCGAAUCCUUGUGCCCACGGGGCCUGUAAUGCCACUACAAUGGACAAAAACUUCACGUGUACAUGUGACACUGCCUGUCUUGAUGAUGCAUGGGUGGAUUUUGAUAGCAACUGGAGGAACAUUCAGCACGAUUACCCACUAGAAGUUAUCGCAAAUCCGUGGUACGCGCGACACACUGACUGGCCUGUACAGGGCCGCCAGCAAUCAUGUUCUGCUGGGAUUAGUUUGUGCAACUCUGACCCCAAACCUCCAUGUGACCCAAGUGCUGUGUGCGUAGAUGAAUGGAGAGGAUAUCGGUGCGAUUGUAUUGCUGGAAUGAAGAUGAAUCCCAAAGGUAUUUGCUUACCAGAACAAUGCGUUCCGAAUCCUUGUGCCCACGGGGCCUGUAAUGCCACUACAAUGGACAAAAACUUCACGUGUACAUGUGACACUGGAUGGACCGGGGAUUUGUGUGAGCAACGCGGUGUUGCAGAAGCCGGUUUCGCCUGGUGGUGGAUACUUUUAAUCGUGUUGCUGAUCAUACUCAUCAGUGAAAAGGAUUUCACCGGAUCCAUAGAUUACUCUGUCUUCCAACCCGGAUUCAAACUACCCAAUGGACAUCAACGAUACACUCCUGACCGAAUGACAAAUGGUUCAGCUACUCAAGUUGUAUUGCUGGAAUGA